CUGCUCUGCACACCGUAAAGCGGAAGUUAUCUGCUGCACACGCCCCCAUCAGGAAAAUAUUACAAAUCCGCUACAGGAGCAGCUUAGUGUAGACUAUUAGGAACGUACGCAAGGGAGCUGAAGCAAGUUAGUCUGUAAACAAACCCGAAGAUCAGAAAAAAUCAUGCCGAAGCAUGAAUUUUUUGUAGACAUGACCUGUGAAGGCUGUUCAUCUGCUGUUACACGUGUCCUGAACAAACUAGGAGGUGUGCAGUUUGAUAUUGAUUUAGCAAAUAAAAAAGUCUUCAUCAACUCCGACCAUGAUGUAGAUGUUCUGCUUGAGACUUUAAAGAAAACUGGAAAGGCAACCACUUAUGUGGCUCAGGAAGAUGUAAAGUCUUAAAAAUGAGGAUUAUGGCAGAACUGAUGAAGAAAUACUAAAGUGAAGAAAAAUGAACAGCCUUUAAAUCUUUGGGGAAGAUUGAUGACUCUGAAUGUUGUUUGGGAUUAAAAUGUAUAUUAUAUUCCAUGUAUACCAACAUAUUUUUUAUUUUAAAAACAUUUUAUUUCAGAAAUGUGGUGAGGUUUAUUGCAGAUAAACCUCAGUUUGAGAUUAAAGAUGUUUUAUAUUCUGGUUAGAUGACUUUUGGCAGAAUUUCAUUACCUUCCUUCCAUCUGAAAUUAACUGGGUUGGGUGAUCUCUACAAAGCUUGAUUCCUUAAUAUUUUUAGCACUUAAAAUUGUCUUCAAACAUUUUUCAUUUCUUCUAGAUCAGACUUAAAGUUGAUAGUUCAUUACAAACUGAUGUUAUUAUAAUAAUAAAAUAGUUAAAAUCUGAUGUAAAACCUUGAUUGUGGCAUCUGAAAGUUGACUAGAUCAACUUUCUAACUAGUCAACAUGCAUUUAGUUAGUCUUAUCAGCUUUAGUGUCGAAUUUCACUUAACACUAGUAAAAUAUUUAAUUUGC
Molecule: messenger RNA, 945 nt
Organism: Protopterus annectens (West African lungfish)
Lineage: Eukaryota; Metazoa; Chordata; Ceratodontiformes; Protopteridae
Gene: ATOX1
Product: antioxidant 1 copper chaperone
Exons: 4
Coding region: 164-382 (72 amino acids)
Biological process (GO): copper ion transport
Cellular component (GO): cytosol
Molecular function (GO): metal ion binding; copper chaperone activity
Source: RefSeq, a predicted model, not a curated record